AAAAUGGUGGCAGCAUCUGCAUACGAGGAGACUCGUCGCAAGAGAGUAGAGGAAAACAGAAAGAGAAUGGAAGCUCUCAAUCUCCCUCUCCUCUCUCGAGCUCUUCACAAAUGCCCUUCUCCCAAAUCUUCUCCGUUAAAAUCGAUCAAGAAAAGCAGGACCACCGAAAAAGAGUUAGUUGUAGUGAGAAGAUCUGGUCGUCUGGCGAAAUUGUGUUCCCCUGUUUACAAAGAAAUGCCUAUUGAUCGCAUUUCUAUACCUCGAAGAUGUGUUAGCAAUAGGCACAGAGAUCUUAGUAAUAGAGUAUAUGCCUCAGAUGAAGCCAGGAUGGAAGCAUUAGAACAAGCAGAAAAUUUAAUGUCGGGUUUAAAAUCUGAUAUCCCAAACUUCAUAAAAUCUAUGCUCCAAUCUCAUGUCAGUGGAGGGUUUUGGCUGGGCCUUCCAGUUCAUUUUUGCAAGAGCAAUCUUCCAAAAGGAGACGAAGUGAUGACUUUGAUUGAUGAAGAUGGGAACGAGUAUCCAACAAUAUAUUUGAAACGCAAAACAGGACUUAGUGGGGGAUGGAAAGGUUUUGCGGUUGCUCAUGACCUAGCUGAUGGGGACGCUUUAAUUUUCCAAUUAAUCAAGCGCACUACGUUCAAGGUGUACAUUAUUAGAGCGAAUGGUCCUUCAAAGGAUAAACAACUCGAGUGAAUUGCAUUUGGAGAUUGCAGCCAGUAAAUUAAUCUAGGAGCUCUAAUGUAGUGGAAGAAACGUCUUCGGGCUCAGUUUGUGUGAAAGACCAACUUGUGUUUGUAUGUAUCCUCUUUGAGGAGUGCAAGUUCAUGGAACUAUUCUACUUCUGUAAUCUAUAUAUGCAUAUAAUUGAAUUGAAUGACCCCAUGACGAACUUCUUGAAUCUGAUGCUACUAAUUGAUAAGUAAGUAAUUGACGAA
Molecule: messenger RNA, 935 nt
Organism: Vigna angularis (adzuki bean)
Lineage: Eukaryota; Viridiplantae; Streptophyta; Magnoliopsida; Fabales; Fabaceae
Product: B3 domain-containing protein At5g42700
Exons: 7
Coding region: 4-693 (229 amino acids)
Molecular function (GO): DNA binding
Source: RefSeq, a predicted model, not a curated record